Messenger RNA from Arvicanthis niloticus (Nile rat), 4045 nucleotides. It is a transcript of the gene Abcb10, whose product is annotated as ATP binding cassette subfamily B member 10. The record is from RefSeq and is a predicted model, not a curated record. NCBI's taxonomy places the organism in Eukaryota, Metazoa, Chordata, Mammalia, Rodentia, Muridae. Gene Ontology annotation, biological process: oligopeptide export from mitochondrion. Gene Ontology annotation, molecular function: ATP binding; ATP hydrolysis activity; ABC-type oligopeptide transporter activity. Gene Ontology annotation, cellular component: mitochondrial inner membrane.
GGGCCGGGAGGGUCCCGGGGCGUGCGGCCGGGCCGGCUCGUGAGACGGUCCGCGCAGACGCAGCGCCAUGCGCGCCCCUCCUGCCAGGGCGCUGCUGCUGAUUCCGCGCCGGGGCCCCGCCGUGCGAGCGUGGGCCCCGGCCGUCUCCUCUCGGACAUGGCUGGCUUCUGAAUGGACCCCGCUGGUACGCGCGUGGACCUCUGUGAUCCAGGAGCCGAGCCCGGGCCUCCGCUUUCCCGCGCCCCUAUCUGGGCUGCCUGGCGGCGUGGGGCGGUGGGCCACCUCCUCGGGGACCCGCAGGUGCUGGGUGCUGGCAGGACCCCGCGCCUCGUAUCCCCUGCUCGCCAGGCUCCAGGGAGCAGCCGCCACCGGUGUGCGAGACUUUGGGAACGACUCAAGGCGGCGGCCCGCGGCGACCGGGCGCUCAGAAGUGUGGAAGCUCCUGGGGCUGGUGCGCCCCGAGCGCGGGAGGCUGUCAGCUGCCGUUGGGUUUCUCACCGUGUCCAGUCUCAUCACCAUGUCUGCCCCUUUCUUCCUGGGGAGGAUCAUUGAUGUUAUUUAUACCAACCCAAGUGAGAACUAUGGGGACAGCCUGACUCGCCUCUGUGCUGCUCUCACCUGUGUGUUCCUGUGUGGCGCUGCCGCCAACAGCAUUCGUGUCUACCUCAUGCAGUCUUCAGGUCAGAACAUUGUGAACAGACUGCGCACUUCACUGUUCUCCUCCAUCCUAAGGCAAGAGGUUGCUUUCUUUGACAAGACCCGCACAGGCGAACUGAUCAACCGCCUCUCCUCAGAUACCGCACUCCUGGGUCGCUCCGUGACUGAGAACCUCUCUGAUGGCCUGAGGGCUGUGGCCCAGGCCUCGGUUGGUGUUGGCAUGAUGUUUUUUGUGUCACCGAGUCUGGCCACCUUUGUUCUGGGUGUGGUACCUCCUAUCUCUGUCCUUGCUGUGAUUUAUGGGCGAUAUCUACGGAAACUGUCCAAAGCCACACAGGACUCGUUGGCAGAAGCCACACAGCUAGCUGAGGAGCGAAUUGGAAACAUACGAACUAUCCGAGCUUUUGGGAAGGAGAUGACGGAAGUGGAGAAGUACAUGGCCCGAGUGGACCAGUUGCUGCAGCUGGCACAGAGGGAGGCCUGGGCACGAGCCGGCUUCUUUGGAGCAACUGGGCUCUCGGGAAACCUGAUUGUGCUGUCUGUCCUGUACAAAGGAGGCCUGCUGAUGGGCAGCGCCCACAUGACAGUGGGCGAGCUUUCUUCCUUCCUCAUGUACGCUUUCUGGGUUGGAUUGAGCAUCGGAGGUCUGAGUUCAUUCUACUCCGAGCUGAUGAAAGGCCUGGGUGCUGGUGGGCGGCUCUGGGAGCUGCUGGAGAGACAGCCGCAGCUGCCUUUUAACGAGGGGAUGGUGUUAGAUGAGAAGACCUUCCAGGGUGCCCUGGAGUUCAGAAAUGUGCACUUUGCGUACCCUGCUCGCCCAGAGGUGUCUGUGUUCCAGGAUUUCAGUCUUUCCAUCCCAUCUGGAUCUGUCACAGCGCUGGUUGGCCCUAGUGGUUCUGGGAAAUCAACAGUGGUCUCGCUCCUGCUGCGGCUGUAUGACCCUGAUUCAGGAACAGUCAGUCUUGAUGGCCAUGACGUUCGUCAGCUAAACCCCGUCUGGCUGAGAUCCAAGAUUGGAACAGUAAGUCAGGAGCCAGUCCUGUUUUCCUGCUCUGUUGCCGAAAACAUCGCCUACGGCGCUGACAACCUCUCCUCGGUCACAGCCCAGCAGGUGGAAAGGGCCGCAGAAAUGGCCAAUGCCGAUGAGUUCAUUCGUAGCUUCCCACAGGGCUUCGACACUGUGGUCGGGGAGAAGGGCGUCCUCCUGUCCGGUGGGCAGAAGCAGAGGAUCGCAAUAGCCAGAGCCCUGCUGAAGAACCCUAAAAUUCUUCUCCUCGAUGAAGCAACCAGUGCACUGGAUGCUGAGAAUGAACACCUGGUCCAGGAGGCGCUUGACCGGCUGAUGGAAGGAAGGACUGUGUUGAUCAUAGCUCACCGCCUGUCGACCAUUAAGAAUGCCCAUUCUGUUGCUGUCCUUGACCAAGGAAAAAUCUGUGAAUAUGGGACACAUGAAGAGCUGCUUUUGAAGCCCAAUGGGCUUUACAGGAGACUGAUGAACAAGCAGAGUUUUGUGUCAUAUAAUGGAGCAGAGCAGUUCUUGGAACCUGCACGGGUGUAGCCCUCAGUCCAGCUGCUGGGUAGCUGAAGCGGACUGUGACUCCAUCAUGUACUCAUCAGGACCCUGUCUAAGACAGAAACAAAGCAUCGAUUAGUGGCGGGCUGUCUGGGAGUCCUUAGAACCAAACAGAUUCUAGAGGCUGUGUGAAGCCUGUGAGUAUACUUCAGUUAGUUGAAAUAUGCCUCUUUCCACAAAGAAUGUACAAUAUGGUUUCACGAUGUACCUGUCCUCCCAGACUGUUAUUCGGCUGUAAAAUCGUAACCCUCUAAAUGUUUAAAAGCACUGAAGUGACUGCAGGUUUCCAGUGUUUGCUAGCUAAGCAGAACACCUCACUUCCUGUGUGUGCUGCCAAGUCGAGUUGUUCUCAGGUGACAACUUUAAAAAGGGAAUUAGAAACUAAAGACCUAACUAAUUUAAACCAGUUUGCUAAUCACGGGGGCACCUACCUGGGGCCACUGAGGGAAAGUUUGCCUUGUCUGUCCCCAUGUCUUCAGGUGUCAGAGUUGCAGCAGACUUCCAGGCUGUACCUGGCAGAAUGUGCAGUGCUCACCAUUUGGGCACUCGAGAGCAUGAUGCAUUCUGCCAAAGGAAGAAGUCCUGCUCUGUAAACUGGAAAGCUUCUAUUUUUUUUAUUACCUCCUUGUUUUAUGGCUCCUUUUGAGAAGCAAGGUACAAAUGACCAGGUAUUAUCAACAGAAGUGAAUGAAAAUCCAUGUCACAUUUGUUGAAGCAUGUAUUUUGAAAAAAAAAUACUCAUUUUAAAUAUGUAAUUCACAGGUAUAUUGUAGUUUUAUAUUUUAUAUUUUUAUUGAUAAGGCUGAAUCUGAAAAAUACAAUUUUCAGCCUUGAGUAUGUUUGAUGGUUCUUGCAGAAGCAAGGCAACAAAAGGAACAUCAGCCUUUGGAGAGCAUCUUGAUUAAGACACACGUUGUCCUGCCAAUCACAAGAGGAAGUCUAACUGGAGUGCCAAGGCUAGGAGAUGAAACGCUGCUGGGCCAGAGGGAAGGAGGCUCCUAAAUUGUUCAUUGUGUAGACAUGGGUUCUGUGAAGGAACAACCCAAACCCAAGAGGGUAAUGUUGCAGCAUCCAGUUCAUGUUGAAGAUUUCAACAGUCAUGAAAUAAGCGUUCUGGUUUCCAAAAAGAGAAAAAGAGUGGCUCACACCUCCCACUUGGGAAGCCCCACUUUGUUACAUAGUGAGUUUAAAACCAGCCAGCCAGGGUGUGAGACUUUGUUUCAAUGUUUCAAACAGACAUCUGAAGAGUUUGGAAGUCCUCCUCCACCAGGUGCAUGGAACUGGAAUGUGGAGCUGCCCUAUAGACGUGCCCUUGCCCCUGUGCCUACGGUUUGUCACCUACAGUGUCACAGCUCCUACAGCAAUGACAGUGGCCAAUGAAUUUGCUCACUUUUUGUAUCAGUGCUGUUAUCUGGAUGUUGCCUCAGGAAGAAGUGCUUUUUUUAUGCUGGUGAUGUAGAGCCUGAGGCAUAGCUCCCCUGAGUUAGUUAAAAGGACACACCUGCCGUGCCCAUUUGCCUCUGACCCUUCUAGAAGAAACCUCCUCACGAGAAGCAGAGUGUCACAGUUUGUUACGUGGGGAACUGGCUAAUGAGCACGAGGCCCCGUGGACGUGUGUGGGCGGCACGUCUGUGACGGCAGUCUUCCACAGCCCGGCCUGCGUUUACGAAGCUCCUUGCAGGGUGUUCUCAGAACUCAGAGCAGCUGCGUAUCAGGCUGGUGGGAAAGUAUUGUGAAAAUUGAAUUGAGUCAUCACAUUUUAUUUCUUAAUAUGUUUAACAUUUUAUAUCAGAUUAAAAUUUAUAGUGAACUGAA